AUGACGUUCACUCUAACUGGGGUUGCUAGUAACGUUAACCCGGGAGCGGCAGUAACAAGCGUCAUUGCACUUCUGGAGGAACCCUUGACUUCCAUCCUUACAUCGAGGUUCCUCAUCAACCUACAGAAGGCUCAGCGCAAGCUGGCGGGAUCUUCCCAGUCAGUCUCACUCGGCGAAGUUGCAUUCCAACCGCAGACCUCGAGGAACACGAGCCGCUUCAUUGGUUCCUUGGGAGCACAGCUCUCGCAUCACGAACAUGUUGACGAAGAAGAGAACGAGAUCGAAGUUGCAUCGUAG
This is a messenger RNA of Dichomitus squalens LYAD-421 SS1, 297 nucleotides long. RefSeq lists its product as uncharacterized. The record is from RefSeq and is a predicted model, not a curated record. NCBI's taxonomy places the organism in Eukaryota, Fungi, Basidiomycota, Agaricomycetes, Polyporales, Polyporaceae. The transcript has 3 exons. Bases 1 to 297 code for a protein of 98 amino acids.